Messenger RNA from Lethenteron reissneri (Far Eastern brook lamprey), 2285 nucleotides. It is a transcript of the gene C69H15orf40, whose product is annotated as chromosome 69 C15orf40 homolog. The record is from RefSeq and is a predicted model, not a curated record. Gene Ontology annotation, cellular component: cytoplasm. NCBI's taxonomy places the organism in Eukaryota, Metazoa, Chordata, Hyperoartia, Petromyzontiformes, Petromyzontidae.
CGUCACUUCCGUUUCACUUCCGAGCCCUCGCUCUCUCUCGCGCACAGAGACGCAGACAAAAAGCUCCCCCAGGUAGCCUCUAGAAAGCUGGAGGGGCAAGUGCAGUGUGAGUAGCGAGCAGCAGCAGCAGCGCCUAUAACACACACAGACAAAGCUCCCCCAGGUAGCCUCUAGAAAGCUGGAGGGGCAAGUGCAGUGUGAGUAGCGAGCAGCAGCAGCGCCUAUAACACACACAGACACAGCUCCCCCAGGUAGCCUCUAGCAGGGCUGUAGGGGAAAGUGCAGUGUUAGUGGCGAGCAGCAGCAGCGCCUACUAAGGCGGCAGGCACUGGCACACGCAGCGCCCGGCCGCCUUUAUCUCCCUAAGCGGCGAUUUGAGGCCGAGUCGACCUAGGGGAGAGUCGAGGUCCGGUUCAGAUAAUCGCUGUGCCGUCACUGUUGGUGGCCCUGAGCUCGGCGCGCUAACCGCUGCGCCACCGCUCCCACGCAAGGCAAAGACGACCGCCGCCGCCACCACCACCCCCCCCGUGUAGCAUCUGAGGCUGUAGGGGCAGAGGGCUGCGAGCGAGUUUUCUCUCCUGAGCCUGGUUCCACUCACCCACUUAUUCAUUCACCCGCUCAUUCACCGACCCGCUCGCUCGCUCGCUCACCCACCCACUCGCUCACCCACCCACCCACUCACUCACCCACUCACUUACCUACUCAUUCACCCACUGACUCACCCACUCACUCACCCACUCACUCACCCACUCACCCACUCAUUCACCCACUCACUCACCCACUCAUUCACCCACUCACUCACCCACUCAUUCACCCACUCACUCACCCACUCAUUCACCCACUCACUCACCCACCCAAUCACCCACUCACCCGCUCACUCACCGACUCACUCGCUCACCCAGUCAACCACUCACUCGCUCACCAACUGGUGAGCGAUGGUGCUGAGCGCUCCUUCCAUGUGGUGAGCGAUGCUGCUGCUGCGUUCGCUGACGACCUCCUCGCUGGCGAGGCCCUCGACAUUCCUGCUCGAGAUGCCCAGAGCCAAGCGCACGAACCCCCACGGAGCGAUGCCCCCUGCUGAGGCUGCGGCCGCUGCGGCCUCCCAGGGCCCCUCAGGCCCCGUGUCUCUGAACGCGGACGGCAGCGUCAGCAUCAGGGUCCACGCGAAGCCCGGGGCGAAGCAGAGCGCCGUGACGGGCGUGGAGGAGGAGCCGGGGGGCUCCGUCUCCGUCUCUGUCUCGGCGCCCCCCGUAGACGGCGCCGCCAACGUGGAGCUCCUCCGCUUCCUCGCCGCCGCCCUCGGCGUGCGCAAGGGCGACCUCGCCCUCGAUAAGGGUGCCCACUCCAGGGAGAAGGUGGUGCGCCUGGCCGCUGGGCGUCUCGCGCCAGACGCGGUGCACCAGCGUCUGCAAAUCGCCCUCGGGAAAACGUGACGGAGCGAGGUCUGGGGCAGGAGAAGAGCCGGAUAGCUAGAUUUGAAGCUUUUGUGACUGCAGGAAUCCAUACUCUUUGGUUCUUUCGGUAAAGUCACGUAGGUAGAAAUAAAAUUAAAGAUAACAAAUCACGACGUUUCGAUUGCAACACAAGCAAUCUUCAUCAGGUGUGACAACCACAGAAAGCUCUUCGUGUCACAGACGAAAUCCCAGGUAGGGGGGGGGCCAGAGAGGAGAGGGGUGGUGGGGCAGUCAGCGUUACAGAUGUGUCAGGACGCUGACACGGCCGCUGUGUGUAAGGCCCAGGCAGUGCCGGAUGAUACCAGUAAGCUAAAGUAUCUACAAAUGCUAUGGGCCCUGCGCUUUCAAGGGCCCCGCGCUAAAUGCUUUCAAGCUAUCAAUUCCGGUUCAGUGAUUCCUGCAUUUGCACUAUUACUAGAGUACUACACCACGGCUGCUGCUGCUGACUGUUGCUGGGGCUGCUGCUGCUGCGAAUUCUUCUUCUGGGGCUGUGGCUGUGGAUGCUUCCACUGCUGCUGCUUCUGCUGUGGCUGCGGCUGCUGCUACUGCGGCUGCUGGUGGGGCUAUUUUCGCUGCUGCUGCUGACUGCUGCUGACUGCUGCUGCUGACUGCUGCUGUUGCUGUGGCUGCUGCUGCUGUGGCUGGGGCUACUUGCGCUGCUGCUGCUGCGGAUGCUGGGGCUGCUGCGACUGCAAGAAAUGUGCCUCCUCCGGGCUCUAGAGACCACCUGCAGAAGAUUCGAGACGCGCGUUGACAACGAUGGCGAACAAGUGGGAGAGACUCUUUGACUUCUUGAAGCUAUCAACAUUACAUCCGUUAUCACAUUCACAA